UUCCGUCUUUUUCUUCCUUCGUGCCCACUCUUCCUCUUCUCCUUGCCAAAUUCUUAAAACCCCCUUCUUAGAAGCCCUUUACCCUAAAUCCUAACGCCAUUGAAUGCGAAAGCCCUACUCCAACCCCCCGAAAACCCUUGUAAUCUAAUCCCAAAAAUCCUAAGCCCCCUGAUGGAAGAGGGCGACAACAGCACCGCCGCCAACGUCGCCCGCGCCAUCGCCGCGGCCCUCGACUGGAGCUCGCCUCCCGAUGCCCGAAAAGCCGCCGUCGCCUACUUGGAAUCGGUUAAGAAUGGAGAUGUCCGUGUUUUGGCAAAUACAUCCCUUCUUUUGGUUCGGAAGGAUUGGUCAUCUGAGAUUCGACUCCAUGGGUUCAAAAUGCUACAGCAUUUGGUUCGAUUCAGAUGGGAUGAGUUUAGCAUCUCAGAGCGGAGGGAAUUCGCUAAUUAUACUAUUAAUUUAGUAGUGGAAGUGGUUGGCUCUCAUGAGGAGUGGGCUUUAAAGAGUCAGAUGGCUGCUUUAGUCGCAGAGGUUGUUCGGAGGGAAGGAAUAGCUCUAUGGCAUGAGCUACUACCAUCUAUAGUUUCUUUGUCUAACAAAGGUCCCACUGAGGCUGAAUUAGUUGCAAUGAUUCUAAGGUGGCUUCCAGAAGAUAUAACAGUUCAUAAUGAAGAUUUAGAAGGUGAUCGACGGAGGAUAUUGUUACGUGGUCUUACAGAGUCUUUGACGGAGAUAUUACCACUUCUGUAUUCCUUACUUGAGAAACAUUUUGUAGCUGCCUUGACUGAACAUUCUAGGCAGCAAGUGGACUUGGCUAAACAACAUGCUGCCACAGUGACAGCUGCUCUAAAUGCUGUUAAUGCAUAUGCUGAAUGGGCUCCUGUGCCUGAUCUUGCCAAAUAUGGCCUAAUUCAUGGUUGUGGAUCCUUACUUCCUUAUAAUGAAUUUCGUCUCCAUGCUUGUGAAUUCUUCAAAUUCAUCUCUCAGAGAAAAAGACCUGUUGAUGCCACGGGCUCUGAGUUUGAUUCAGCAAUGAAUAUGAUUUUCCAGAUCUUGAUGAAUGUGUCAAGAGAUUUUCUAAACGGAUCAAUGUCAAAUUCUGGUUCUAUUGAUGAAAAUGAGUAUGAGUUUGCAGAGUCUAUAUGUGAGAGUAUGGUUGCUUUGGGUUCUUCUAACAUGCAAUGCAUCCUUGUCGACAGAGGCAUGACUUCUCAGUUUCUUCAACAGAUGCUGGAAUACUAUCAACAUUACAAGAUUGCACUUCAUUUCCAAUCUUUGCUCUUUUGGCUGGCAUUGCUGAGAGAACCAUCAUCAAAAGGAAAAUCCAUUGCACAGGUUUCGGGGGAUAACCUUUCUGUUGGUAAUUUAGGAUUUGGUGGCGGGCCAAUAGACAAGGACAAGAAGUGGGUCUCUUUAUUCAUCACUGAUGAAGUCUGUGCUGCUAUAUUGGAUGUUUCUUUCCGAAGAAUGCUCAAGAAAAAUGUUACUUCAGGCACUGCAACAUCUUUAGAACCCUUAGAGCUAUGGAGCGAUGAGCUUGAGGGAAAAAGUGAUUUCAGCCAAUAUCGUUCUAGAUUGUUGGAGCUCUUAAAACUCACAGCUUCUCAAAAGCCACUUGUAGCUGCAGCAAGAGUUUCUCAGAGAAUUGAUACAAUAAUUAAAAAUGCAAAUCAUCAAUCAAUGUCCCAUCAGGAUUUAGCUGUAAUGGAAAGCACACAACUAGGCCUUGAAGCAGUUGUUGGUUCAAUUUUUGAUGGUUCAGAUGAAUCUCUCAGCAGCAAUCCUGAAAUCAAGUUUCAGUUACACACAAUUUUCGCAGGUCUACUUCAGCAGCUCCUUUGUUUAAAGUGGACUGAACCAGCAUCUGCAGUAUUGCUUGGGCGAUAUUUGGAUGCAUUGGGUCCCUAUUUGAAACACUAUCCAGAUUCAGUCACCGGUGUCGUGAAUAAACUUUUUGAAUUGUUGACAUCUCUUCCUUGCACCAUUCAGGAUCCUUCAUCAAAUAAUGCUCGGCAUGCUAGGUUGCAAAUCUGUUCAUCUUUCAUUCGAAUAUCCAGAGCUGCUGACAAGAGCCUUCUUCCGCAUAUGAAGGCUAUAGCUGAUACCAUGGGAUAUCUUCAAGCAGAGGGUCGACUACUCCGAGGGGAGCAUAAUCUUCUGGGAGAAGCAUUCCUUGUAAUGGCUUCUUCUGCUGGGAUUCAACAACAACAAGAAGUAUUGGCGUGGCAGCUUGAGCCUUUGAGCAAAGUAUGGACCCCAUUGGAGUGGCAAAACACUUACUUGUCCGAACCAUUUGGAUUGACAUAUCUUUUCUCGGACGUCCAAUUUAUGUGGUCAAUUUUCCAUGCUGUAACAUUCUUUGAGAAGGCACUGAAAAGGAGUGGAAGUAAGAAGUCUAAUAUCAACUUACAAGGAUCCGUAGGGCCGACAACUAAUCCUACUUAUCUGCAUCCUAUAUCGUCCCACUUAUCAUGGAUGCUUCCCCCGCUUUUAAGGCUGCUUCGAUCUAUACACGCCCUAUGGUCUGAACCAAUAGCUCAAGUUCUACCUGGUGAACUAAAAGCUGCUAAGGGUAUGAGCCCAGUUGAGCAAACUAGUCUUCUAGGAGAGAGCUCUCUUAAGCUGCCAAAAGGUAAUUUGGCUGCUGCCACUGGAGAUGGGCCUUCAAUGGAGAUGAGCAGGGAGGGCGACUCUAAGGAAAAUGAUAUUAGAAACUGGUUGAAGGGUAUCCGAGACAGUGGGUAUAAUGUAAUUGGCCUCUCGACGACUAUUGGUGAUACCUUCUUCCGGUGCAUUGAGGGUUCUUCUGUAGCACUUGCUCUUGUGGAGAAUGUGCAGUCAAUGGAAUUUAGACAUAUACGUCAACUCAUCCACUUAGUUCUUGUUCCUUUGGUUAAAAAUUGUCCUGUUGAUUUAUGGGAAGCAUAUAUUAUAAAUCUGUUGCAUCCAUUAUUACUUCACUGCCACCAAGCUCUUUCUUGUUCAUGGUCAAGCCUUCUAAAUGAGGCUCGAGCUAAAGUACCUGACAACAUUGGUAAUCUUCUUGGAUCGGAACUGAAGGUGGAAGUAAUGGAAGAGAAGUUGUUGCGCGAUUUGACUAGGGAAGUAUGUUCCCUUCUUUCGGCUUUAGCAUCGCCAAACUUGAAUAGUGGGCUUCCCUCGUUGGAACAAAUUGGACCUACCAACCGUGUGGAAGCCUCUCACUUGAAGAAUGUAGAAUCAUAUGUUUCAAACUCUCUCAUCGGAUUUCUCAUGUUGCAUAAGGGUACUGCUCUUCCUGCAUUAAGGAUAAGCCUUGAAGUUUUCACUUGGACUGAUGGUGAAGCGGUGACUAAAAUUAUUCCUUUCUGCGGAGCCAUAAUUCUUCUGGCUAUUUCGUCAAACAAUCAGGAAGUAAGGGAGUUUGUCGCGAAGGAUUUGUUCUUUGCAAUAAUUCAAGGUCUAGCCCUUGAGUCGAAUGCUAUAAUCAGCGCAGAUCUUCUUGGCCUCUGUCGUGAAAUAUACGUCUAUUUGUCAGAGAGGGACCCUGCACCUAGACAGGUUUUGAUGUCCCUUCCUAACAUCACUAAAGAUGAUUUACUUGGCUUUGAGGAUGCUUUGAGUAAAACAAGUAGCCCUAAAGAACAAAAGCAGCACUUGCGAAGCUUGCUUAUAUUAGCUACAGGAAACAAAUUGAAAGCUCUUGCUGCUCAAAAAGUUACCAAUGUAAUUACAAAUGUCACAGCUCGAAGCCGCACUUCAGCUCCAAUUUCUGGGCCCACUGUCGAAGAAGAUGGCGCUAUUGGAUUGGCAGCAAUUACAUAAAAAAAAUGUUGGCAUGUUUGUGAAUUUUGGAAGGCACAUCUGUACAGAGGAUUCGAAGAGGCCCGGUAGUUGUCUGGAGAAACCCUGAUUUUGUUUGCUGAUGAAUGGAAAGCUAGCAGCUACUUGGCUGCACACAGAGGCAGAAUCGUAUUUACUAGUGCUUCAAUGUUUAUUCGGUCUGCAUCAUGUAAUCAUUUGUAUGAGUUCUCCGACUAGCAUGAAAUGUUUUACGUGAGGUUUUAUCUGCUUCACUGUAUAUCGGGACUGUGAACAAAGGGUGCUCUUAUCUGCUUCACUGUAUACUGGGACUAUGAACAAAGGGUGCUCUUUUUUUUGGUUUUAGUUCAUCUGUUUCGGCAUGUAAUGAAAAUCUCUCUCUCUCUCUCUCUCUCUCGCCCAAAAUGAAUGACUUGUAAUGGUGAAAUGCACCGAAGAUACUUGUUCUGACAGUAUUUUGGACAAAAAUUUUAUUGUUGUGCCCAAA
This is a messenger RNA of Ananas comosus (pineapple), 4288 nucleotides long. RefSeq names its product protein HASTY 1. Gene Ontology annotation, molecular function: RNA binding; nuclear export signal receptor activity. Gene Ontology annotation, cellular component: RNA nuclear export complex; cytoplasm; nucleus. NCBI's taxonomy places the organism in Eukaryota, Viridiplantae, Streptophyta, Magnoliopsida, Poales, Bromeliaceae. Gene Ontology annotation, biological process: RNA export from nucleus; protein export from nucleus. The record is from RefSeq and is a predicted model, not a curated record. The transcript has 22 exons. The coding region runs from base 172 to 3804 and encodes 1210 amino acids.